Messenger RNA from Metarhizium album ARSEF 1941, 1479 nucleotides. RefSeq names its product Flavin monooxygenase-like protein. The transcript has a single exon. The record is from RefSeq and is a predicted model, not a curated record. Lineage: Eukaryota; Fungi; Ascomycota; Sordariomycetes; Hypocreales; Clavicipitaceae. The coding region runs from base 1 to 1479 and encodes 492 amino acids. Gene Ontology annotation, molecular function: N,N-dimethylaniline monooxygenase activity; flavin adenine dinucleotide binding; NADP binding.
AUGUCAGAAAUAGCGGAACGUCACGACCUCGUCAUCCUCGGGGCCGGCCUGUCAGGCAUAAACACCGCACACAUCCUACGCCAACAGCUCCCCCGUCGCCGCUUCACCAUCCUCGAAGCCCGCUCCGUCAUCGGCGGCACAUGGAGCUUUUUCAAAUUCCCCGGCUUCAGGUCCGACUCGUACAUGACCACCUUUGGAUUCAGAUGGCACCCCUGGCCGCACGCGCACAAGAUUGCUUCGGCCAAAGAAAUCGCCGCCUACGUCGAGGACGCCGCCAGGCAGGACGGCACGUACGACCAGAUCCGCUUCAACCACCGAGUCAUCGACGCGGAAUGGCGCGACGAGGACGCCUUCUGGCGCCUGACCGUCGAGCAUGACGGCGAGGCCAAGAUCCUGGCCGCAAACUUUGUCAUCGGGUGCACCGGCUACUACGCCUACGACCGGGCCAUGCCGGCGGCGAUACCUGGCAUCGAGAGCUUCGCGGGCACCGUGGCCCACCCGCAGUGGUGGCCAGAGCAUCUCGACUGCUCCGACAAGCGCGUCGUGCUCGUCGGGUCCGGCGCGACGGCCUACACCAUUGCGCCCGCGCUGGCGGACAAGGUCGCCCGGCUGACCAUGGUCCAGAGGAGUCCCAGCUACGCGGCUGCGAUUCCGACCACGUCGUGGCUGGACACGCUGCUGCGGACCGUCCUGCCCGCCAGCCUUGCCCACAACAUCUGCUGGUGGAAGGACAUGGCCUACGAAAUCUUCAUCACACAGUUCAUGGUGCACUUCCCCCGUGUCGCAAAGUUCGUCCUGCGGCUCAACGCAAAGAGCGCCCUGCCCGAGGACUGCGACGUGGACCUUCACUUCAGCCCGCGCUACGAGCCCCUGCAGCAGCGGCUGUGUCUCUGCCCGGACGGCGAUUUCUUCCAGGCUUUGCACCGGCCCAACGUCGAGCUUGUCACGGAUGUCAUUGACAGGGUUCUGCCAGACGGCGUCUUGCUGGACUCGGGCCGCAAGCUCGACGCUGAUGUCAUCAUCACCGCGACGGGGCUUUACUUCCAAAUCAUGAGUGGUAUCGCUGCCAAAGUGAAUGGCGCUCGAAUCGGGCCGGGUUCCCUCUACACUUGGCGAGGCACCAUGCUGGAGUCUCUGCCCAAUAUGGGCUACGUCCUUGGUUAUGUGUUGCAGUCAUGGACCCCCGGGGCCGAGGCAAUCGCGAAGCUGCUUGUGCGCGUCAUCAAGGCCAUGGAGGACAAACAGGCUACCAAGGUCAUGCCAGUUUUGGAACGCAGGAAAGGUAUGCCGAGGAGAUUGGCGGUUGAUCUGAACAGCAAUUACUUCGUCAAGGCGGCAGAUAGAAUUCCCAAGGUUACCGGGGAGGAUCCGUGGUAUGGACGCACACACUGGAUUCGGGACAUGUGGAGCGUCUUGUUUGGAGACAUUGAUAAAGCCUUGGAGUUUAGCGGAGUCGAGGAGAACAAGAAGGGCAUGUAA